GGCGAGGGGCGCAUGCGCAGGGCCGCGGAGCCGCCGUCCCCGGGCGGAGAGCGCGCAUCUGCCGGGCCGGGAGCGGGAGUGGGAGCGGGCACGGCCGCCCCACGGGACCCCGCCGCCGCCGACACCGUAAGUAGCGCUCGGUCCCGCGACGGGACGGGACAGGGCGGGGGCUGCCUUGCCCCGGAGCCUGCGGUCCUCACGCCGGCAUCGCGGGGCUCCCCUCCUCACGCGUGGUAACAUCACCCCCCGCCGCCCCUCCGCGGGUCCCGACCUCCGCCGUCAUUGGCACCGCCGUCGGGCGGAGGCUGCAGGUGGUGAGAGUGAGGCGCGGCCGCAGAGACUGAAUGAGAUUAUCCCGGUACGCGCCGAUGGGAAUUGCAGUAAUUUACUAGCGACGCAACGUGCUUGGCUCGACCGCUCCGUCAUUUCAUUUCGGCUGUUGAAAAAUGCGCGAUCCGAGCGUUCCGCGCCGUGCCGCGGUGCCCCGUGCGGGUCCCGAACCCGCGGCCGCUCCGUGCGGGGCAGCGGGGCCACAGCGCCUCCCUCAGCUCGGAACAACGAAGGGUGUGUCCGAGCCAACCGCGCGCUGCAGCGGGGCGUGCGGGGUGCUCCAGGACGAGGAGCGUCCCACCUACCCCCAUCCAUCCCUGCCCUCGCUCUGGCUCUCACGUGGCGGUAGCACCGCCGCUGAGGUGCUCCCCGUGCCCCGGGGCGGAGCAGCGCUCCCGUUCCCGGCUGUUCGGGACUUCCUCGGGGCUCGGGGUCCCUCCGCGUGUCCCCGCUUCCGAAAGUCCGUCCCUCCGAAUGGCCGCCGCCUGUUGUCCCGAGCGGGCAGCGGGAAGCACCGCGAGGAUCCUUCGCGCCGGGGAGCAGCGCCGUACCCUCAUCUGUGAGAGCGUUCCGCCCGCGGAGCCGCCGCGCUUUGCAAAGGAGUCCACGGAGCGUCCGGGCUGAAGCAGCGGUGCGGGACGCCGGGUCCGGUUCUCAGAGCGGAGCGUCGGCGUCCCGUCGUAGCGCGACCCGAAGCGAAUCGCGACGCCCAUGGGAUCGGAGCGGACGGAGAUGCGCAAGCGGCAGAUGGCAGCAACCCAGGAGACCCCGGGCACGGCGCAGGCUCAGCACAGCGUGGGGAACCGCGGGCCCAACGCCUGCUGCUUCUGCUGGUGCUGCUGCUGCAGCUGCUCCUGCCUUACUGUUAGAAAUCAGGAAGAAGAGAGAGCAAGGAGAACAUCCCAUGAACUCCAAGCAGAGGGUAUCCCAAACUGUGAGGAAAGCCCCGCUCCUACUCUUGAAGAAGUGAAUGCUUGGGCUCAGUCAUUUGACAAGUUGAUGCUUACGCCAGCUGGUCGAAAUGCUUUUCGCGAAUUUCUACGAACAGAAUUCAGUGAAGAAAACAUGCUUUUCUGGAUGGCCUGUGAGGAGCUGAAACAGGAAUCCAACAAAAGCGUCAUCGAGGAAAAAGCAAGACUGAUUUAUGAAGAUUAUAUUUCUAUCCUUUCUCCAAAGGAGGUCAGCUUGGACUCCAGAGUAAGGGAAGUGAUUAACCGAAAUAUGCUGGAACCCUCACAACAUACCUUCGAUGACGCACAGCUUCAAAUCUAUACCUUAAUGCACAGAGACUCCUACCCACGGUUCAUGAACUCUGCUAUUUAUAAGGACUUGCUUCGGUCCUUGUCUGAAAAAUCCAUCGAAGCAUAGGAUUCCUUUUUUCUUAUGUGUAUUUAUUUUAAAACAAAUGGGACUCUGGGCUACCCCGAUCAGCAGGGGAUUUAGUAUUCAUUUACCUGAAACAACUCAGGCAAGUUUUACUACAGACUGAAUGCUUGGAACCCGCACAAGGCUCUGAUAUGAUCAGCUAACUACAGUUUCUGAUCAAAUGAAGUAUUACUUUGCAAAAGAGAACGAAGAACAAACAUUUCUGUUCAAAAAAAGCAGUAUUUUUACAUUGCAGCGUACAACUCGGACACAAGUCUCUUACAAUGUAUAUCUGAAGUACUGAGCAUGAAAACUAAUUUUAAGUGGACUGUCACAGUUUUCUUGAAAAUCAAACCAGUUGCUCCAUCCACACUAUGACCAAAGUAAGAACAGCUGUACCGUCACUCUCUGGGUUACACGAGACCAAGUUUCACCACUUGUAUGAAUUGUGCUCGGUGCAGGUACACCCCACUUGUCUUAUCUGAUGCGUAUACGGUGUGAUAUUGGAAAUCAGUAUGGUGAUCUCAAGUUUCUGAAAACUAAUUGUUGAAAUAAUUAAUGCUGCCUAUAAAAACCUUUUGCGGAAAAAUUGUUAUUUUACUACUGGAGUCCACUGAGAGCAUUUCUAAGUUCAUAUUGUUCAUGUUUAUAACGUUAAAUUAUUUACUUAGUAGGAAGAAGAGUCCGGGGAUUGAAAUUCUCAAAUAAAGCACAAUUCUCACAUAUUUUUAUCUUCCCUCUGUAGGUAGGAGUAAAAGGCAUCUCACUGUUUGUUCUUGAAGGAGUGGCACUAUCAGCCAUCUUGGUUGUGUACAUACUAAGUUGACUUGUUCGCUGACAGAGCUUGGAAGGCUUAGGUAACAAAUACUCAUACCUUACAUUGACAAAGAUGGAAACCAGAACUAUCUCAUUCCAUAGCACUUUUUCAGACUGUCCAAAAGAAAAGCAACAGCUUUAUCAGCUAAUAAGCUUAAGUUCAUUACACUUCACCCAAGGCAUUACACUACCCCUACUUCUAGCACCAGGAAAAGCAUGAAAAGAGCACUUUCAGGAAAAAAAAAAAAAAAGAAAUGGGAAUAGCAAAGCAGAAUUAAGAAUAUUAAUAUGUCUGCUCAGUGCACUAGGUAGGAGACAUGAUCUCCCCUAACUGCAUUUCACAUUAUCAAACAAAUAAGGAGCUUUUUCAUUGCAGGAGAAGACCUAAUACAAGGUAAGUUUACAAUAGCUGUGGACUAGUUUCUACAGUCUCCUUGCAAAACUGAAACACAAUUCAACACACCAACUUAAAAACAACAACAAAAACCCAUAAAACUAACCACCUUGAAAGACUGGAAAGCAAAGUACUUUUCUCCUCUAGUACAACACUGGAUGACCUGGAGGACCAAGUCAAGAGGAAUCCUUUCUAUCUACUACUACUGCAGACACGCUGCUGGUUCAUGUAUGAACACAGAUUCUCUCAACUGACUUUGGCACAUCCCAAAGCGCUACCAGUACAAUCUCAGUUAUAUAAAGUAUAGCAUGAUAGGCAACAAAGGAACAAGCUGGACCUCUUGGUAAGGCAGUAUUCAGGGGAGCUUGCAGUCAAACUGAGAAUGCCAUCGGUGCUGUUUUAAUCAGACUGGGUAACGCUGCUCUAAAACUCUAAGCUGACAAAGUAAGUUUAACUAGGUCAGAUUCUGCUUGCUGGAAAGAUCAGACACACACAUCAAAAAAAGUUCAAAGUGUGUCAUUUCACUGAAAUGGACUGUUUCGUUUCUUUUAAGUUAUCUCCCUUCCCUGCAAAGACACCUCAUUAAAAGCUGGAAGACAGCCGGAACGCUCAUACUUUAUAGUAGACAAUGCAUUCUAUUAUCCUGUGAAAAAAAAAAAAAAGAUAUGCUUAAAUUAAAGGGGAGAUAAAACAAUACUGGAUUGGGCAGUUCUAUGGCUAACACAAGAGUACUAAAAGAAAAAGUAGCUAUUUCUAAACUUAUUUUCCAUUUUCCACAUCCAAAUAAUUAAAAUACUCAAGGCAAUUUUCAUUUUAUUUCUGCAUUACAGCGUGCUGAUAUUUGCAAUGCUCAUCUUUCUUGGAAACCCUUAAACUUUAAUGCUGUGUUUUAAGAGUUAAGCUCACAUUCAAUACUGAUCCCUCGGUACUCUGAGAGCAUCUCAUACAAAAUAAAUCACUUCUCCCUUAAACAACAUUAUUUUGAGGCUGUUCAAUGCUGGAUUUAAUUGAAGGAAAAAGAAGAAGGAAAAGCAAAACAAAACUCACACAGAAGACAAGUUUUUAACUACACUUCAUAUGAUGUACUUGCUAAUUAUGCAAAUCUUUUCCAUGGCAAAUGUGAAUUAUAUAGAAAAGUUACUAUAAGCAAGAUGUUAUAGAAAUAAGAAACCAAUGAUAUUGACACAAGAUAUUAUUUAUAAUUCAUAAAGUAUAAAAUUACCACAAAGCCAACUUAUCCUAGCUUGAAAAGAAGCAUGGGUGGUUUGCCUUGGCCUUUAUUUAACCACAGGAUAUCAUUAAGCUAUAACAAGUUUCCAGUCCACUGGUAUUUUCUUCAGUGUCUGCACUUUACAAGCCAAUAACUCUCACAGAACAUGCAUACUGUUAAAGACUGCUCUUUCCAAGAGCCUGCUAAGUAGUAUUAAAAUUGUAUGGCCUCCUUCAGCCAACACAUUGUGCUUUAUACUGACCUUUAAAUUCCAAAGUAAUUAGUACAGUACAAAUCGAGGGAAAAAAAAACAUCUAAACAUACACAGGCUGAAAGGUUCUACUAUAUAAAUUAAAAUUGAUCAGAGAAACACUAUGCAUGCUUCCUGAUUAAUAACAGCUGAAACAGAAAAUGUGAUCUGAGUCCACCUCAAUGUAAUCUAACGUAUGUGAUCACAAGGGGAAUCCAGAACUCUGAAUUCAAAAAAAUAGGCACUUCUUGACAAUACCUGGGAAAUGCAAUGCCGCUUCAAAGUGGGAUUCACAAAAGCCUAGGUCACUGAGCAGCUGUUUACCUUCUGUUUAGUGCAAGUCAAAAAGACAGUCAGGACAACACCAUUUAAAAAUCAAAUGUUCUCCUGUGAAAGUUAACAGAAUUAUGUAUGAGGAAAUGGCUUUGAGCUAAUGAUCCCGAAGCCUUCAGUAUCUUCUGAGCAGCAGUGUCUCUCAAGAAACAUGGCACUUAAUCCCACUCCAACGCUAUGAGGAAUAUGGCCUCCUCUUCUUUGCUAAUGGACUAAUGGAAAAACUUCAGCUUAUGCAGUGGGACAACUACAUUCCAGACUCUUCUUUGUUGAAAAGACGUGCACGAAAAGCUCACUGCUCAGCACUUCUGUUUUCGGAUCUGGAUAACCAGAAUGAAGCGUAACUAGAAUUUAGGCACCUGUGCUGUUUGAAGUCCAUUUCUUGGACUUCACUCUUCUGCUGUGACAGCUCUUCAUUCUGAAGUCAGAGGAGUGAAAAGUUGAGGCUGCUACCACAGCCACAAGGCUGGAGCAGGCCCAAAGAAGGGCAACAAGGGCUUGGAGAAUAUGCCCUACAAGGAGAGACUGAAGGAACUGGAGCUGUUUAGUGUGGGGAAAAGGAGGCUGAGGGGAGACCUUAUUGCUCUCUUCAAAUACUUGAAAGGUGAUUGCAGCGAGAGUGGGGCUGGUCUCUUCUCACUGGUAACAGGUGACAGGACAAGGGGAAAUGGCCUCAAGUUGCACCGGGGUAAGUUUGGAUAUCAGGAAACACUUCUUUACAGAAAGGGUUGUUAAGCGCUGGAAUAGGCUCCCCAGGGAGGUGGUUGAGUCACCAUCACUGAACGUGUUUAAAAACCAUUUGGAUGUGGUGCUCGGGGACAUGAUUUAGCAGAGGGUUGUUAGAGUUAGGGUAGUAUGGUUAGGUUGCGGUUGGACUUGAUGAUCUUUAUUAUAAGGUCUUUUCCAACCUGAGCAAUUCUAUGAUUCUACGAUAUAUCUACAACGGAGAAAGCACUACCACAGUUGUAGCUCUUUUAAUGAUUUUCUUAUAUGCGACAGUCAGGCACAAAGAUUAAAGAACAAACAGCAUUAGGAAGGUUGCAUAAGCCAACAUUGCCUGUCCUGUAUGUGUUUUGAACAGCAAUGGAAAUUUAGGGCUACUUGUCAUCCAAUCUGCGAUCAUGUUUAACAUAAUUUUUUUUGCCUCAUUCCUCUAGAAAUGCACUCAAACACAGCACUCUCCUCGAUAGCAAACGUCUGUAAUUAGUUUGCUGCUGUCUAAAGCAAAUUAAAUGAAAAAUCAAUUAUGAACCUGUGAAUAAUUUCUAAGAAGCAAUUCUGCCAAAGGACUCACACGUAGGCAAAAAACAUAUCAAAUAUAUCUAUUCUUCUACUAGAAAAAGGAAUACUUUCUGAAUUUCAGCCAUACUAUCAAGUAAGUUGAAUUUAAAAUGUUUUUAUGCAAAGUUAUGCAAGAAACCUCGAAAUGCUGAGCUAUUUUGUGCCUAAAAAGUGUUUAGAUAUGUAACUCAGCUUCUUUGAUUUAAGCAUUUUUCCUUCCACCUUAAAAGCCACUUUUUUUCUAUGUGUAAUAAAAUAAAAUACAUUAUGGGAAUGCAUAUUUCAGCCUUAAAAAAAAUGCAGUAGACGAUUCACAUAGUUAGGGAAAAAAAAAAACCAAGCAAAUUAUCAAAAUAUUUCAUUGGUAAAAGUUUAAUUUCAACUUACUUACAAAAAUGAAAAAAUAUUUUAACAUUCACCAUACAAUUGAGCAACCUGGCCCUACUGACUAUCAGCUAUAGGAAGGUAUUUAAGGAAAUGAUGGUUGUGUCAAAAUGAAGGCUAACUUCAGGCAUGUAUGCUGCUUAAAAAAAAGAAAAGAAAAAAAAGAAAAGAAAAAAAAAGAAGGAAAAAGAAAACCAAAUAA
Messenger RNA from Gallus gallus (chicken), 6565 nucleotides. It is a transcript of the gene RGS20, whose product is annotated as regulator of G-protein signaling 20. Lineage: Eukaryota; Metazoa; Chordata; Aves; Galliformes; Phasianidae. The transcript is spliced from 5 exons. Bases 1042 to 1698 code for a protein of 218 amino acids. The record is from RefSeq and is a predicted model, not a curated record.